UUUGUGUCCUGCUCUUUCUCUGCAGACUCUUCCAGACGUGUUAGGCAGCCAUCAGGUCAGAGUUCAGGUGAAGGCGUGUGGACUCAACCCACUGGACCUCAAGUUGCUCGCUGACGUCGGCAUCCAGAGAGAUUUAAUUCCUGUCGGCAGAGACGUGGCCGGGGUCGUCCUGCAAGUGGGACCCAAGGUGUCGUUUUUCCAGCCUGAGGACGAAGUUGUCGGUGUGCUUCCCCUGGACUCUCCCUGCUCUGGACUCUGUGACGUCAUUGAUAUAGAUGAACACUAUUUAGUUCAGAAGCCAGAGAAGCUCAGCUCUGUGAGUGUUGCGUCAGCGCUGCGUGACGGCCUGUGUGCUUACACUGCUCUACACACACACGCUCACAUGGCAGCCGGACACACACUCCUGGUCGUGGAUGGAGCAAGUUCUUUUGGCCUGAUGUGCAUCCAGCUGGCCUGUUACCACGGAGUGAAGGUUCUGACGACGUCACAUUCGCCGCAAAAUCACACUUUCCUGGAGCAGCUUCGACCCAGCGUGGGUGUUCAGGAUCCUUUAGUAGCCAGAGUGAUUCCAGUCUAUAACGGCUCGUCAGACCUGCUGCCGCUGGUGUUGGAGGAGACGGGAGGACUGGGGGUGGACAUAGUGAUCGACUCAGGAGUUCAUCUGCUGGAGGAGGAGGAGUCAGAGGAGAUGCACCCGCACAAACAUGACAUCAUCAGUGCGCUGGCAGUGGGGGGGCACUGGGUCACGUCCCACCAAGACCUGCAGCUGGAUCCUCCAGACUGCAGAUUAAUGCAUCUAAAGUCAGCCUCUGUGUCGUUCCUCAACCCUGAAGUGUGGACGGCUUCCUCAGCUCAGCAAGGACGAUACCUCCAUAUUCUGAAGGACAUAGUGGAGAAGAUGGCAGCUGGAGUUCUCAGACCUCAGCCGGAGGAGGCGGUUCCUCUCUACGAAGCCACAGUCGCCAUGGAGACCGUCCAGCGUCAGCAGAAGAAAAAAGCUGUUGUUCAACUCUGCUGAGAUCUGAGGCAACAGUUCAAUGAAUGAACCAAGUGAACCGAUAUCAUGUGGAAGAAAGAGGAGAGAAACCUGUCGUCCCUUCAUCACUGUGACAUCACUGAGAAACAGAAACUCACAUGAAGGGGGGGGGGGUUCCUUCAAAUACACAUUCUUAUUCUAAUUCUCACAUCCAGCCUGUGAAUAUGUGACUAUGACCCAGAUCUCUGUGAUCACUGUCCGUCACCUUUUAUUUCUCUGAGAAUCCACAAACCUAUAAUUAACUCCAUCAUCACAAACUUUAAACGAGACGGACGCUCCCAGACAUUCCUCCGCCAGCGCUAACGCUCUAUCUCACUCUAUCUCGCUAUGUUAAAGAUUUACAACAUAACAAGAAUCGUAAUAAAUGUUGUGUGAUGUUACUUUACUUGAACAUUUGAACUCUUGAACAGUACUGUGCCAUUUCAUUAUAAAAUAAAAACAUGAUUAAAUUAAAAAA
Paralichthys olivaceus (Japanese flounder) is the source of this 1493-nucleotide messenger RNA. The record is from RefSeq and is a predicted model, not a curated record. Lineage: Eukaryota; Metazoa; Chordata; Actinopteri; Pleuronectiformes; Paralichthyidae.